This is a messenger RNA of Cinara cedri, 11424 nucleotides long. NCBI's taxonomy places the organism in Eukaryota, Metazoa, Arthropoda, Insecta, Hemiptera, Aphididae. The record is from the annotation of a GenBank genome assembly.
GCACGGUCGACUCGCACGCCGCGUUUAAACGAUCGCCUACGCGCGAACCGGGAACACAUCACGCAGCACUGCGCGCCGCUCAUCAGUCCUGUGCACGAUUCGAUUUUCGUUUCCCGCGCAACUUUGCCGUCUCGUGUUUACGCGCUUACGCUACGCGCGAUCCUCGCGGGUCGCCGCCGUCCAAACCGUCGCCGCGAAGCCAACGCCAGGAUGAGAACGCGCGAAGCGUCGCCGUCGCCGUCGUGGCUCGUUUACGUUGCCGCCGCGGCGCUGACGAUGGUCCGGGCGCACGGUAAGUCGUCGUCUCCGCGAGACUUUGCGAUAGCCGUUAUCGGCACAGACGUCGCAGUGUUCACUAAGUCCCUUUUAAAAACUAACUCGUUUCUUCCCGUUCCUUUUCCCUACUGCAAAAAAAAAAAAAAGGAACUCUUUCCCGUUCCUCGUAUCUUAAAGCGUUCCGUUUUACUUUUUCUUUUCUUGUUAAUCCCUAGUUCAAAGUCCAUACCAAUUUUUUUUUUAUGUUCUUAUUAAUUUGAAAAUACCGAUAAUUAAUUUGCUUUGGAACUGUGUACGAAUGACAGGUGUUUCCGAUACUGAAUACAAAUGUUUAUAAAUUUAUUAUUAUUAUUAUUAUUAUCAUCAAUUAUUCAUGUUCAAUAAUGAAAAAUUAAUAUAAAUUAUAAUCACGAUUAUAUCUGUCUUUACAAUCGUAUGUUCGGUAAAUUGAAUAAUAGAAAAAGGAAAAAAGGACCGGAGAUUUACGUUUACGUUCCACGCGAAUAUGAACUCUUUCCUGUUCCUCGUUACUUUAUUUCAUAAGUACGCCCGAAACCACUCUGAGUGCCCUGGAACCUUCCGGACCCGGGCACCCGAAUUCAGUGGCCCGCGCGAAAUAGUAUUUUCUAUACGUUAUACUCACCGAUAGACGGGGGGGNGGGGGGGGGGGAGGGAGCAGAAUAUAUAACUGCUUCCAUUGUAGAUUCAUGCUUUCCCUAUAAAUGGUAUACGUCUUAUUAGGUACAAUCAUAGUCAAACACACGGGUUUGUCUAAAAAUAUCGAAAAGCUAUGAUCAUUUUUUUUAUAUGCUCUAAAGUUUCUAAAUUUGACGAAAAUCGUAAAAACCCAUCUGCAUUGUGUCUUUGCUUAGUGAUCAAACAAAGCUCAGCGUUAUGUCCUUAAAUAUUUUUCUAAGUGUUUAAAGUAUUGUGUACCCACAAUUUGUAUGUUAAAAUUAUGAAAUUUGACAUACUCUUCAUACUCGGUUAGUUUGAACAUUUAGGAUUUAUAAAUAAGUGUUCUAUUAACCAGCGUCGAAUUUUCAAGGGGCGACCAGGCGAUCAUGACCCUUUGGACUCCUUGGACCUAAUUAAAGUAUUUACUUGCGUUCCCUACAACAUAGGCUUAUAUAAUACCGCACCAAUGACUUGAAAAAUAGGUAGACAAACAUCCUAAAACCAUACGGGUCAUUGCAUCCUAUGUAUCAUUUUUUAUACGUGCAAUUAUAAUCUCGUGCUUCUGUUUUAAACUAAUACGAUUUUAACUGAAUCUAAAGAUACGGUGCGUUAUAAAUUAUAACAGUUCGUUCAAAACUGCUUUACUUAAAUCUGUUCGAAAUAAUACAUGUUAUAUGAAUUUUCAUAAUAUUACGCGUGGUAUCAAUUUACCCAACUUACAACAACUCACAAUUAUAUUGCUAACUUGUACAUAUUCACCAUACUCGGAUUACAUAUGCACAUACCUAUACUGCACGUGUAUUCACGUAUACUGCACUAUAUCUUCAAUUAGUUCAAUUGCCUUAAAUUAAGCCUAACACAAUCAGCGUGUAUCUAUAUAAUAAUAUGAUAAUGGAGUUGUAAUACUUAACCUUUUAAGUAGACAGUUCAAAGUUGUAUAUUACUUGGGUAAUUCCGUGGUUGUUAUUAAAACGAAAUCGUGAAAGGUCAACCUAGACAACCUGUCCUGUAUGCCUAAGGCAGUUUUAAAUCGUCCAUUAAUUAAAUAGAUACAUAUGUACUAUGUAUGCCUAUAUACUUUCUAUGUCAACCAUUAACAAUGGUUCUCCUGAAUUAUUAACAAUUAAUCAAGACAAAUUACGAUUACUAUUGUCAUGUUGGAAAUUACGCGCAUUUAAUAAUAUAAUAUAUAGGUAGGCGUACCUGGUAAGUGGCAAUCGUCACUAUCACCGUUACGACGAUGUUGAUUCGCAAGCCGAAUAAAUCAAUGGCAUUAAUAUCAAAUACGAGUGACGUCACGAUGAUAGUAUUGUUUUAUUUCGCGUCAUAAAUUUGAAGCGAAAACAAAAACAAACGAAAAAACAUUAAAAAAAAUAUAUAUAUUAUUAUGAGGUUUCCGUUUUUUUUUUUUUUUCUCUCUCCUUUUUCGUGUGAUCGAUGUGGCGUUUCAGUGUACUCUCCUAUUACACUGCAGUAGCCAUUAAGCGUUUCUGAUCAUUUAUUUUUCCGCUUAAUAUUAUUAUAAGUAGGCAACUAUAAAGAAUUAUGAUAUAGGCGUGUAUAGGUUUAAUAGUUUUUCAAUAAUCAGCGUAACAGCUAUAGGUAUACUUUACUCGUAAUUUUAUUUUUCUCCGGAUAGUCAUAAAUUAAAACGUCUUUAAAAAAAAAAAAAAAACAAAAUAAUACGUAUCUACGGGUGCCUACCUAGGUAACAUUACAAUAACGCCGAUACCGACUGUAGCCUGACGUGAAUAUAUUUACAAAUAAAACGGUGUCAAAGUAAAUGUCUCUCUGUAAAUAUCACGUUACAUAUUAUACUAAUAGGUACCCGAUGUACCCGCCUAAUAAAUAUUCACAGAUCAUACGCGUUUGUGUAAAAACAAUGUUCGUACGAUAUUAUUAUAUCGCGUCUUCCAGCUUAAUACGGGCACCACAAACCGCUCUAUUAAUAUUAAUAUAACCCGAAUAGGUAUACCUAUACGCAGCAAAAAGAUUCAUUAUAAACGGCUUCAAACUUAAAAACGCACCAUUACGCACCGGGUAAUAUUACUUCGUAUAUUAUUACAGAACGUAAUAAAUUACGCGCGUAUAUUUAUUAAGGUUUUAUACGAGAAGUCUUUUCGGGUUUAUUAUUGCGCUCGCGGUUUUAAUAAAUAGGUAUAAUAGUGCGCUUAUUGCAUACACUCUGCAAUACCGCGGGUCUGCAGCGUUUUGGGAGGUGUCCGCUGUUGCACGCCGCGCUAACAGACCGUAUUGACGACUGCUGUGGCUUGUAUUAUGUGUUUCAAUAAUAUUAUUUUUGCAAUCUUGCGACGUGUUUUUAACGUCUAGCGUAAAUAUGAAUCGUACAAGCGAUCAGAUUUACAUUAGUAAUUGCACAAUUAAUCCAAUACCCUAUGCCGACAAAAUAAAAGUAGAUUUGCCUAGGUGUAUACGUUGCGUUUAGUUUUUUUUUUUUUUUUUUUUUAAAUUAAACUCGGUACGUAACGUAUUACACACGUAUAAUAGGUAUGGGUAAUUGUAAAUUGUAUAAACAAAUCGUUAUAGGAGCCUAGCAUACGGGGCGAUCAACAUAACGUAAGACCGACGGCCAAUUUUUAGCGUGUUAAAAAUUAUAGACACGUUACACAGACCCACGAAGACAACGCCUCCGCGAUCCCCUUUACACGGCGCUUAAUAAUCGGAGCGCGGAUUUAAAUUCGCUUAAAAUAGCCAAAAUACGAUGCUUGUAUUCACUUAAAAAUGUCGAUAUAAUAUGCUUGUAAUAUUCUCUAAAAAUAUUAGUAAAAUACGCAAACAAAAAUGUGUUUUUAUAUCAAUAUAUUCUCUUAACAUCAAAAUAUGUGCAAAACAAAUUUAACGAACAAAAAUUAACAAAAUCAAUGACAAUAUUAAAAUACAUUAUAAACUGAUUUGUUCAGAUUGCUGUUUCGGCAUUUCAUUAAAUUGACAUAUCCAACUCUCGUGGUUGUGCAUACAUCCAUUAAAAAUAUUGUUUUUACAUAGAAAUCCGCACUCUACUUAAUUAUAAGCGACUAUAUAUUUCAUUUACAAUUUUUCGUAUAAAAAUGUACCGUGAUUUUUUUUAACUUUAUUUGUUUAUGCACACAUACAUUGUCUGUAGGCAAUCUAUAUAUUUUCCGCUUGUUAAUAUUAUGAAAUGCACGGAUAAAAUAUUUAGCCGAUAAUAUAAAAUAUUUUAUUGGGUAUUUUCGGGGGCACUAAUUUUAAACUUAAAGGGGCUAAAGACUCCCUAGCCCCCCCCCCCCCCUAUAGUUACGUCUAUACGUAAGACACUCGCUAUCUCGGAAAGUACUAUAAUAAUAUUCGUUGGACGAUGGAAAUUAAAAAAUUUCGUCGCCGAAAGUGAUUAAAAACUAAAACUUCGUCUAUUUAUGGAAUUUUUAAUAUAGGUUACUAUAUAUGGAAAUUAAAAGCUGGUAGGUGGGGUGGGUUCACACCCGGGAAUAAGUAACGAAACUUUUUUUUUUUUAAAACAGUGUAUUUCUUAAAUGUUCUAAAAAACAACUUCCGAUAAAAGUUAAUACUCUCCGAGAUAAUGAGUGCCUUAUGACGUUAUGGCAAUCACCCUGUAUAAAAGAAUAAUUUCGACUUCGGCGAUAACGAUACACGAUGAUGCACGAUCAGCGGGAGCUAAAUAGCUUAUAAUAAUACAUAAUUAUCUAUGAUAACAUUAUAAAAUUGAUCGCGAUACCGAUAAUAUAAUAAUCUUAUAUAAUAAAACAGUAUUCAUUGUUUCGACUUGCGGAGAACACCUGUUCGAAAAAAAAAAAAAAAAAAAAUAAUAAUGCACCGUGAAAAUAAUACUUAACGUACAAUUGGGAUGACCUUCACAAAUAUCUAUAUGGGUACACCAUAUACGGACUACACACAAUAUAUGUAUUGUCGAAUUGUACGCUCGUACUUGUACCUAUAUGUUAUUCGUUAUACUUUCGUUUUUUUUUUUCACCUAAUUCAAAAAAUAAAUUUACGUAUUGAAAAGUAUUUAGUUUUACAAUUAUUAUUAUCAAAAACUUUCAAGUAAAUUUUUCACCGAUGAUAAAAUAAACACCUACUAUAAAAACAGUAUAUCUAUAAAAUAUCUAUCUGUACUUAUCAUAAAGAAUUGCCACCUGCAGAGUGCAGGUGAUUAUAAGCUGCCUCGACAACAAUAUAAUGUAGUUAAAUAAAUACAAAUUAAAAACGAGCUUUUCCUCAUCGUGUCCGGUGCCGGGGUCAUAAUAUGUUAUUGAAUUUAUAAAUAAAAUUAUCCAAGAAUAAAGUAAGCUACGAAUAUAGAAUAUAAAAUAAAUGUUUAAGUGUUUAAAUGUUUUUCAAAAGAGCUGAUACUGGGGACGGUUGCGGCUACUGUUGUAAAUGGGAAGUUAGGAUGCUGGAAUACAUAAAGUUAAUUAAUUUAUACCUGUAACGAACGAUAAACCAUUGCUAAUGAAAAACGAUUCGGAGCGAAGUUCGGUUAUACAUGUUUUGAUAGGCCCGUAAUAUGUACGAUUUUCGUCAAAAUUUGUAACUAAUAAAAAAAAUAAUAACAAUAAUAAACCGCCAUAAUUCAUUUUUUUUUCUUUUAUCACUAAGUGUGACUUACAAUAAACCUUCUGUUAAAUUUUCAAGCAUUUUUGUAUAGUCUAAUAAUUUUACAUACGUUUUUACCAAAUAGCCAGUCACAAAAUUAAAAUGUCUCUAAAUAACUAAAAAACAAUGGCUCAAAUGGUUAUAAAAUUUAACCACGCCUAGAAAAAACAAAUGUAAGUUUUCUAUCGAAAUUUCAAGUCUUUACAAAUAUUUUUAACUGAAUUCAAAGGAAAAAAAAUACUUCGAAAAUAAUAAAACCCUAUUGUCGUACAUUUAAAUUUAAAUCAUCGUGUUUGACAUAUUGUUAUUAGAUAUUAAUUAUGUAUCCUAUUUGAGUCUUACAAACUAUUACGCGGAGAACCGAAAUGUUUGUAAAAAUGUAUUUUUUAUUUAUCAAUAAUAUUAUUAUUGAUACUGUGUGAUGUAUUUUUAUUAUUAACAUAAAACAAAAUAAUAACACGAGUUAAAUAUAAUAUAAUUAGGAAAAAUUUGAUUAUUCAGUGCAUUAAAAUCAUUAAAUGAUACAAAAUAUUACUAAUUACUUAUUUGAAUUAAUAUACUUUAUUAUCGUAUAAUCUUGUGCCGACAACCGUUAAUUUCCAAAUCGUUCCAAAACCGUCAUAGAUUACCUAUUAUUUAUCAUGCAAAAUAUCUAUGUGUAUAUUAAUAGUGUUCGAAAAUACAUACACGUAUUUUAAAUAUUUGUUCACUCAUUUAUUUCAAUACGUAUUCUAAAUAGUUGGAAAUCAGACGUUUUCUUGAGAAGACUGUUAUCCUCGCACAGACACGCACAAUAAAAGAAAUUCUAUGUUCUAAAAUACGCAAAUGCAUGUUGUUACUUAUAUGAUAUUUAAAACCUAGAAAAAAUAAAAUCAACCAUACAUUUCAAUCCUGGACAUUUAACCGAAACAGGCGAUACUGACUAAAAGGUACAUCGCCGGCCAUGAUAUUUUUUUUUUUGUGCGCGGAUUUCGCGCAACUACGAUUAUAAAUGAUUUAAUUAACACCUAUUACCGACAAACAGUUGUUUUAAUUUAUUAAUGCAAUAACAUAUGUUUAUAAUAUAACUAAAACGUUUCUGUUAUAAAAGUUAUUAUGCGAAUUUUACUUUAUUUCGAAUUGUAUCCAAUAUAAAAACUUAAAAUAGUUCACUAUAUCAUAAUAAUAAAUUUGAAAUUUAAAUAUUAAUUUAUUAUAGGUCAAGAUUGUCCGGAUAAUGUGCCGGUAACAUAUGUUAAAUACAGUAAUUCUGCUCCGAGAUCGCUAGUGCAGCCGAUUUUAUUAUAUGCCAGUACUCCCGGAGUUGCCAUUACAGCUGAAUGCUACAACAGGUAAUUAAAAAUUAAAGUAAUACGUGUAUUUUUAUUUCGUUAAAUAAAAAAAAUUCUGCUUUUAAAUUAACACGAAUAAUAUGACUAUGGAUUUUUAGAUGUAGAAAAUCGGUGGAUUGCGCCGGAUUCAUUAUAGAUUACACCGCGACAUCGUGUUACCGUGUACCCAACAUGGGCAGUUCUACCGACAAUAUCGUUAUGACUCCGAAAGUAAACUUUUUUAGGAAAGCGUGUCUUCGUGGUUAGUUAUUAUAAUAUACGUACAAUUAUAAUACAUUCACUUCAAUACAAAAUAUGUUAUAACAAAAUCCGUUUUAGUUCCAGAAUCGUGUAACCGAAGAGCAUGGCCAAUCGAAGUUUCUAUGGACUACGAGCUCACUGGUUCUCAAUACUCUGUUUUACCUAAUAUUGGCGACAAAUGGCGAUGUGCCCAAAUAUGUAUUGACGACACUAAUAAUUGCAAAUCAGCAAACUACUUCCGGCAGACGAAAAUUUGUUCUCUGAACGCCGAAACUCGUAGGACUAAACCCACGGCAUUCAAUCCAAAUCAAAAUCAAGUUGAAUAUUUAGAAAAUGAAUGUGUCAAUACAUCACCAGGUUACAAAAUAUUAACUAUAAUAAUGAGAAUAAUAUAAAUGUAACGCUCUGUCCAAUAAUGUUUUAAAUCUUUAGAUUCAAAUCAAAUAAGUUCAUGUUGGCACGAACCUGUAUACGAAAGAACCUUACAACAAGUAGACUUGCAAAUAGAAAAUAUUAAUAUUGAACAAGUAAAGAGUUAAAAAAAAAAAAAAAAAAAUCACGAUCACUAAUGACAAUUUAUUGAAUUCGUUGUAUUGCGUAGUGCAAAGAAAGAUGUGAAACCGAAAAGUAUUUUAGCUGUAGAGGCUAUACUUUUAAAUGUCCUACGGAUGGAUUUGGAGGUACGCUUUGUCUUCUACACAGUGAUGACACAAAUUCAGCUGGCCCACUAAUUCCGUCGUCAUGUUCCACUUACAUGGAGAGAAUCACUUGUAUCGACUGUAAGAAAAUAUUAUGAUAUACACAAGUUAAACAAUAUUUUCGUACCCCUAAAUUAAAUUCAAUUUAACAACAAUAUUAAUAUUAAAAUUAAAUUUAAACAUUGUUCAAACCCAAACGUAUCGUUUUUAUACAUUUUGUGUUACUGUAAUAACACAAUUAGACUAAGCAAAUCAAAACAUCGAUUUUAAUACACGUCAAUAUUACAUUUCAGUAAGCGUUUCGUGUAGUGACGACUCUAUGUUGGUAACGUUGCGAUCUCCGGGCUUCAAAGGACGAAUGUUUGUGUUGGGUAGACCAGAAGAAUGCGGUGUUAAUGGCCGUCAUACCGACAUGACCACAAUAACACUGCCGAUCAUAGGAAGCAAUACACAACGUAAUCGAUGUGACGUCGUAGUGGCCAAGUCAGCGAGUAGCAACAGAAAAUUGGCUACAGCUGUUAUCGUAGUUCAACACCACCCGGUUAUACAAACUGUUGGCGAUCGAGUAACAAAAGUGUCGUGUGCCGUCGGCUCAAGUCCCCGGCCUUUAUUCUUGGGUUCCAGACCACAAAACAUUACAUUAGACGCCACAUUCGGCGUGGAAGAACCGAGGUAUGUAUAAUAGGUAUAUUUUUAAAAAAUGUCACACACCCGACAUUUAAGGGGGUUGCGUGUUGACCACUUCUACGAAAUGAAAGACAAAUUUCAAUUUAUAAGCUCAAAAUAAAAUAUUUAAAAGUGGUCCUGUGCCCCAUUGUUAUACGGACUCGGACGUAUUGGCGUGGCCAUUUUGGCGUAACGCUAUUUUAUUUAGCACGAGACUGUUUUGGAAUACAAAACAUAAAUAUUUUGAAUUUUGAAAAUAAAUAUAAAGCAAUUGACUUUAUAUUGAGCAACUUAUAUUUAUGUCUAUUACCCUUAAAAAACUAAUUAUGUAGCGGUUGUUUUAGUCUUCGGAAAUAAUUUUAAAAAUAAAUAAGUAUAAUUUAUAAAUAAAUAAAAAGCAAUUGAAUUUAGUAUUAAUUUAUAUUUUGAGCCAUACCCCUUAAAUUCUAAUUAUGUUGCGAUUGCUGUAAUCCUCUGUAAUUUUAAAAAUUCUUUGUCAACAUCAAAAAUAAAAAAACAAAACAAAUGUUUUGACGACUAUUUUCUGUAUAUAUUAAAUAUUUAAAUAUACGCCAGAGUGCAAACCACGCCAAAAUGUCCUGAAUCGAUUAUUAUAAGUAUCUACCGUGUAAUUAUGAAAUUUAUUCAAAAACAUGUUUACGUGCCAUGCCCAACAUAAAACAAAGUUCAAAGUGGUUUUAAACUUUAUAUUAUUUAUUACUUAAAUUAAAGACAUUGUUUUUACAAUUUAUAAAACCGUAGCUAUAGGGUUUUUUUUGUAAAUUAAUUUUUCAUCGUAGACUGUUUUACGUAAUUACAUAAUAUUCUUAAAUACGUAUUUCAAGAUACAACCCUUUUUCGUCAAAAGAACAAAAAACCUUCACUCUGAUAUCAUUUUAUAUGUUAUAACUUGUAACUAUGAGUUUCGAUUUAAAACAUAUUAUUAUUUACUAUUGGUCUUAUAGCAUUCAUAAUACAAUAUACAACGAUGGUGGAUACGAUCCAAAUGGCUUAGUCGGUUCAGCGAAUCAAGUUGCAAAGAUGAGAAUUUUAGAAGUGGGCCGAAAUGUAAAACAGGUGUCGGAAGUGAAACUUGGUGAUGAGCUAGAACUUCGAAUCGACGUAAAUCACCCUUAUAGUACGAGAUUUAUAUAUAAACAACACACCGAGUACCUCUACAGGUGCUAUAGAUUUCAUAAUAUUCAUAAUUCGUAUACUUCAUUUAAUUUUCCCAGACGCUACGAAUUUGAGAGCAGGCCACUUGGUCGCUAGUUCUGGAGACGGACUCGACUCAUUAUUACUUUUGGAUUGGAGAGGAUGUCCUCCGGAACCAUCGACGUUCCCGGUAUUGAAUAUAUCACCACCAAACUCGAUGGUUGCUAAAUUCAAAGCAUUCCGCUUUCCUUCGUCACCUGUGCUACGGUUUAGCCUCAUGAUGAUGUUUUGUGAUCAACAGUGUAAACCGGUAAGCGCAAUAAUUCUAUGUUUUUUUUUUCCAAGUGGUACGUCUAAUAUUUGCUUGUGUCGUUUUUAUAGAGCGAUUGUGGUAACGGACAAGUGUCACACGGUCGACGCAAACGCAAUGUACCUCCAACAGAACCGAAAACAAAAGAAGUGCCAUUACAACUUGCGAUCGUUGUAAGAUCACUCGAAGAGCAAGAAGAAAUUAUAGACAGUCAAAGCCAGAUCAGUAAUAAUGACAAUAACAAUAACGAUAGAUCGCCGAGAAAAUUAGAAGCUUCAGGUUUGACCACGAUAUUAUUUUAAGCUGUCUACCUGUAGUUUUAGCCUAUAUGUAUUUUUUAUCGAUUCAAUUAUUAAUUUAAAUGUAUUUUAAACGUGGGCGCAUACAAUAAUUGUUCGUAAAAAAAAAAAAAAGCUUUGUCUGGGUUGAGUUUUGAAAUCUGUUGUAAGAAUUAGAUAAGCUGAUAAAAAAAAAAAAAUCAAAUAUAAUAUAUAUAUAUAUAUAUAUAUUUAUUUAUUUCCCCUAAUAAUAAUUAAUUAAACGAUAACUGAAUGACCGGAUUGUUAUAACUAAUAGUAAACUAUUAUAUUAAAAAUAAUACAUAAUAUAUAGGAAUCUAUUUUUGUAAAGUUCUACUGUGUAAUUUAUACCUAUUGUGCAUUUUUACAGUGUUUCGUAACAAUGAAUGGUGCAUUACUUGGCCAACAGGAUUGGCGAUCACUAUAAUUCUAGUCACUAUGCAGACACUAAUCGUAAUAGGGUGUUGGUCGUUUUUUCGGCGGUCGAAUCAAAAGGUCUUGAACGACCGUGUAACUUUAAAUUCUGACUUUCAACCGAGACACGUAACCUGGGCCGAUAAUCAAUAAAUACAUUACAAUAAACCUAUAGGUAUUACAUACCUAGGUAUACCCUAUUACACUUAUGUUAAUAUUAUCAUAAACGUCUACCAUUUUUUUUAAAUUUUAAACUUUAAAUUUAUUUACCACCUACUAAUAUAUAUAUAUAUAUAUAUAUAUAUACUAUAUAAUAUUAUUAUGUACAAACUAUUUUUAUAAUCGAAAAAAAAAAUAACUACAUUUAUAUUCAAAAUUAUAGUAAAAUCAUAGGUACCUACCAAAUAUUACUGUGUAAUUUAUAAUUAUAAUAAGCAGACCUUAGAAUUUAAUACCUAAACGCUAUAAAUAUGUAAAGUAUAGGUAUAUAUUUUUAACAUACCUACCUAUUUAAUAUUAUGAAAUAUAAUUAUACAACUAAAUGUAAUAAAAUAUCGCUAAAAAUUAGUUAAGAUUUACUUUAAUCACUUUAAGUACGAUAUUUCCGAUACCUAAUUAAUAUUAGGUACCUAUACAAAAUUGUUAUUUUUUUAUACACAUAUAUAUAUAAAUACCAAAUAUUGUAUUAUACAGCUGCUAUAAUUUAGAAUUGAUUAUACAAUAAGAUAUAUUAUAUUACUGAAUAUAGUUUAAUAUAUGACGUU